AUGAGCUUCUCUCGAACGGAUGAAUACAGCACCAAAGCCACUAGCCAAUACCUCAGUGCUAGAACUAAGAUCAUUAGUUCUGCUACCGCCUCCAACAUUGGCUUUGGACAAACUGACCAAGUUGACAAGAAGUGGUUUAGUUUCAGCAACGCUGUUGCUUGCGAUAUCCUCUUGAACCUGAAGAUGGAAAGCCAAGCAUUCUUAGUAAUCUGCAUUAGCCCCAUGCUUGUCGCACUCGGUAUCACCACUCUUACGCCGGUUUCAGAGUUCAUAUUUUGGUUUCAGGACGCUGUCUCCACAUCUACCAUGAGCACUCACUUCCGCGGCGAAUCGAUUACUGUUAAGCCCUCUCUAAUUGACAAUAAUAAUAGCAAGAUAUGCUACACUAAGGAAGGUCACUGGAAGACUUUGGCAUAG
This is a messenger RNA of Trichoderma virens Gv29-8, 417 nucleotides long. RefSeq lists its product as uncharacterized. NCBI's taxonomy places the organism in Eukaryota, Fungi, Ascomycota, Sordariomycetes, Hypocreales, Hypocreaceae. The record is from RefSeq and is a predicted model, not a curated record. The transcript is spliced from 4 exons. The coding region runs from base 1 to 417 and encodes 138 amino acids.